Maniola jurtina (meadow brown) is the source of this 2555-nucleotide messenger RNA. It is a transcript of the gene Sec15, whose product is annotated as exocyst complex component 6. The transcript has 16 exons. The record is from RefSeq and is a predicted model, not a curated record. Gene Ontology annotation, biological process: Golgi to plasma membrane transport; exocytosis; intracellular protein transport. Bases 164 to 2452 code for a protein of 762 amino acids. Gene Ontology annotation, cellular component: membrane; exocyst. NCBI's taxonomy places the organism in Eukaryota, Metazoa, Arthropoda, Insecta, Lepidoptera, Nymphalidae.
UCACCCUAAAUAAUAAUUUAUAGUGAAGAACUAACUGUUUUGGUUUUAAUUUUAUUAUUAAAAUUAAAAUAAACAAAUACUUUGAAGCUUAUUGUGGAACAUUUAUGUGUUUCUGUUGAUCCCGAACCGAAAGUAAGGAUUAAUCAUAAGAGAUCUUGCCGCUAUGACUAAUGCAACUAUACAGGAGAUAGAAGGCAUCGAUGACUACUGGGGCCCAGCCUUUAGAUCUGUGUAUGAAGGAGAAGGUGGACAUGAAGCCUUUGUGCAGCAACUGGAUGAAAGGAUUCAGCAGCAUGACAAGGAGAUUGAGAAGCUAUGUAAUUUUUACUAUCAGGGUUUCAUCGACUCAAUCAGAGAGUUACUACAAGUGCGAUCGCAUGCAGAAGAGUUACAUGCAGAAAUAUCUAAUGUAGAUGCAAAUGUUAAAGAAUCUACUGAGAGUUUAUGUACAAGGGCUGAGGAGUUGAUCAGGGCGCGACGUGUAGAGCUCAACAUAGCGGCAACCAUAGAGAAGAUGGAACUGUGUCUCCCGCUGCUCACUACCUAUUCUAAACUCAAGACACAAGUUGAGGCUAAAAGAUACUAUCCCGCUCUAAAAACUCUGGAACAACUAGAGCAUGUAUUGCUACCGCGCGUGGGACCUUAUAAAUGGUGCGCGCAAAUCUCGUCCGACAUACCGCGCCUGCGGCAGGCGAUACAGGAUGCUUCUAUGGCGGAUCUGAGGGAUUUCUUGGAAAACAUACGCAAACUUAGCCCACAGGUUGGUGCAAUGGCUUUCAAACAAACCCAAGAGAUGCUCGGAAGAAGUUUAUCUAACAUUGUUAAAAACAAAAAAGAGUCAGCCAUGCUGGGAGUGGCCAACAAAGAAAACAGCGGCCCUCAGUGUCCACACGAGCUGGUGGACUUCAGUCCCUUGCACCGCUGUCUGCACAUACACAGCGUUCUAGGCGCUAAGAACGAUUUCGUGCAGUAUUAUAGGGCCCAACGCAAACAGCAAGCGCGCUUAGUCCUCAUACCCUCAUCUGGCAACCUUCACGACUCGAUCCAAAGCAUGAAGAGCUACCUCAACGCGGUCCUAGGCUUCUUCAUCCUGGAAGAACACCUCCUGACCGCGGGCGCUGGGCUGGUGUCCAAGGACUGGCUGCUGGACACGUGGAGCAUGGCGGUCACCAAGGUGGCUUCCACGCUGCGCACCAACACGUCCCUGAUCACCGACCCUACGCUCAUGCUGAGCAUCAAGCGGCAAAUCGUGCUGUUUAUAAACGCGCUCAAAUGCUACGGCCUCCCAACCGAUCCCCUACCACUGCUACUACAAGAAAUGGCAGAACAUUACACGGAGGUGCUGAUGCAGCGCUGGGUGGUUGUCUUCAGGGAUAUAUUGGACAACGCGAACUUCUUGCCCAUUGAGGUAGAAAAUCAAGAACAAUAUGAUGGAGUGAUGGAUCAAUUCCCUUAUGAUGGUGAUGAGUUGGAGACUCAACCUUUCCCGAGAAAAUUCCCAUUCUCAACAAUAGUCCCAGCUGUCUACGUCCAAGUGAAAGAGUUUAUAUACGCCUGGCUGAAGUACUCCGCUGGGCUCGGCUUAGGAGGCGGUCGAAGGGCGGCCGCUGCCAGGCAUUCGGCUUCCUUACUACUCAGCCGAUCCUUUACUGGCUGUCUGUCUGCGCUGUUCCGACGACCAUUGCCGCUCAUGCAGUUAGUUCAGAUAAUAGUGGACACACAGUACUUAGAGGAUGCGACGUCGUACUUGUACGAAUUUAUUAGCAACAUCACCGGCUCUGAAUUAGUUACUACCCAGGCAGCAGGCAGUAUGUUCCAAGCAGCAAGGGAUGAUGCAGAACAGCAAAUCUGUGAAAACUUGGAAAAGAAAGUCGAUGAAUUCCUCGACCUUGAAAAUUAUGACUGGUUAUUAGUGGAACCCAGUGGGCAGGCGUCUGCAUUCGUCACGGAUAUGCUCAGUUACCUGUCUGGAGUACUGACGUCUUUGGAGCAACUGCCUACGCGCGCCCGUGUAGCAGCAGUCCGAGCGGCGACUAAUCGCAUAGCAACUCGCCUCCGCAACUUACUCCUGGAUCCAGCAGUGCGUCAGAUAUCCUCGGGAGCUCUGUACCAGCUGGACCUGGACGUGAUACAGUGUGAACAGUUCGCGGCCGGGGAGCCUGUGCCGGGGCUGAAGGAAGGGGAAUUGCUGGAACAUUUCGCUAGCCUUAGGCAACUUCUAGACCUCAUCACAGGCUGGGACUGGUCCUCCUACCUUCACGACGUGGGUAUAGAAGGCGGGAAAUACGCACUAGUGACGCCCCGCGACGCCGCUACACUCCUCGAGAAGCUCAAGGAAGCCGAACAGAAGUCUUCCGUCUUCUCCGUUUUGAAGAAGAACGAGAGAGACCGACGAAAGUUGCUAGAUACCGUGCUGAAACAGCUUAAGCAACUGCAGAAUCAAGAUGGCUGAAUGUAUGGAUAGAAGACGAAGCGAAUUUGUUAGAUUUAACGUAGGUACUUAUUAUAAUCAUUGUAAAAUAAUAUUAUUUAUGAAAUAAAAUAAUUUAAAUUAA